AUGGCUGAGGCAGCCUGGACUGGAAUUCACUCGCUCCUCACAGAUCUAGUUCACGAACACAAAGUCACAACAAUUAACAUUAUCUCUGACUCGCCAAUGUCUCAGUAUCGGAACAAAACGAUCAUGUACUUGAUGAAAAAGUUUGCAUCUGAACAUCAAGUCAAAGUUAAAUGGAUUUAUCUCGAAAGUGGUCAUGGCAAAGGAGUUGCAGGCGCUGUCGGCGCUGCACGGAAACGAAUGUUAGAUGACGCGGUGGCCUUUGAUCCAGAUGGCAGUUUUGAGAACGCUCUUGAUCUUCUCAAAGCCACAGACAACUCAACUGACAUUCGACUGUUCAUCUACAACAAAAGUGAUAUCGAAACGGUGAAGAAGAGUAUUCCGAAGUUAACAACAGUCAAAGGAACCGCCUCUUUUCAUGCUAACAGCCACUAA
This is a messenger RNA of Didymodactylos carnosus, 432 nucleotides long. The record is from the annotation of a GenBank genome assembly. NCBI's taxonomy places the organism in Eukaryota, Metazoa, Rotifera, Eurotatoria, Philodinida, Philodinidae.